AUGGCGUCGUCCUCCGCGCGCGUCCUCGCGACGCUCCUCGGGUUCCUCCUGGUCGCGGUCGCGACCGCGCCCGCCGCCGCGGACGCCGCGCGAUCCCUCCGCGCCGCGGACGUCCCCGCCGCCGCCGGCGCGCGCGCGGUCUUCGUCAGCUGUCCGAGCUGACGACUGAAGCGCUUCCCCGAGCUCAAGCGGCUCAUGAAGGACGAGGUCGAGGCGGGCGCGUGGGGCGACGACGUGACGGUGAAGUGGGAGCACGGGCACCCGGUGACGCUCGUGGUGUACGGCGACGACGGGAAGACGGAGGUGAUGCGCGAGAACGUGGAGGACUGGGGGAUACGGAAGGUGCGGGAGACGCUCAGCGAGCGCGGGUUUCGAAAGACCGACGACGACGGCGGUUUUGGAGGAGGAGGCGGCGUGCGGCGGGCGAACGACGUGAACGCGUUCGCCGCGUUCUCGAAGUCCGGCGAGGCGGACCGGACGACGGUCAGGACGCAGCCGAUCAACGCUGGAUAG
Molecule: messenger RNA, 513 nt
Organism: Micromonas pusilla CCMP1545
Lineage: Eukaryota; Viridiplantae; Chlorophyta; Mamiellophyceae; Mamiellales; Mamiellaceae
Gene: SELM
Product: selenoprotein M
Exons: 1
Source: RefSeq, a predicted model, not a curated record